AUGCCGCGCCGGGGCGUGCCACCGGUCGUGGCUGCCCCCUUGGCCCCGGCACCACCGUCACCGAUCGUGCAGCGCCUGCGACAGGACUGGCGAUGGGCAGGUAUUAGCCAGUUUGUGUGGACCUUCUCGGACGGUUUCGGACUCAUCGACUGGGACAUUGAGGCCCUUGAACACGACUUGGACGGAACCGAAGACGCGGUAAUCCCAGAUCUCAUUGCUAAGAUGCUCUACGCGCUCACCUGGAACCGUCAGAUCAACCGUGAUAAUGCUUUCGAGCACCUACACAAGCAGUGGCUGAAGAGAGAACCCGAGACCAACCCCUUCGGCGCCCUCGAAGAACCGAACCUCUGGGGAACGUUAGGAUUGUCUCAGAAGGUGGAAGCUCUGUGGAGGUUGUGCGAAUGGCAACUCGCGGAUCCAACGCGAUUGAGGUCGCUACUUAAGACGGAGGACGAUCCUGCUUCAUGGCGCGUCGACCCUGUCGGAUGGGACAAGGCGGGCAAUACCUACUUUUUGUUUGAUGACAAUCGACUUUGGGUUCAGCGUACACGGCCACUACCCCCGCGAGCCCCGAAGGCAACGUCGUUAAAGGCCAAGCGUGCUCAGCGCUCCGUCAAACGCUCCAAGCCUGCUCCCAAGAAGUCGCACAAGAAGAAGACUCCGGCGAAGAAGGCAACACCGGAGCGAGAACUCUGCCUGGAACCCGUUGAGGGCCCAAGGAAACGUACGCAGGUCACGUUUUACGGCAACGUGACACCCACCGUCGACGCAUUAAAACGGGGCGGUCCACCAGCAGCGCAUCCCAGGUCCGAUCGCGCAACGAGGAGCUCGGCUCGCAAUGCUCCAGCAACGUCCCCCGUGGCUACGCCGUCCAGGCUAUCCUCUCAGGCACCUCCAUUGCCACGGGGCACGCGCGUCAGCCGUCGCUUACGAAAUGUCGACGACGAAUGGCAGCAGAUCCCAGACGAGUGGCUGCAGACGGCUGAGACGAAACGAAUGCAGGUUACUACAAAGAAUGCAGAGGAAAAGACCGACUCGCAAGCGGAUGACGACGGCAGCGAGUUGUCCGAGUUGACUGAUGAGGAAGAGCACCAGGCGGAACUCAAUGCCACUCGCCCUGCGCAGGACAUGCAAGUCGCAAGGGAAGACUCGCCAUUGUCGGACGCUCCUGAAGAACCUUCGCCUCCUCCAGAAAUCGUCGAUGAUGAUGGCGACGAAGACUACAAACCCGAGGCCGACGAGAUCGGCGAGGGCGCCGAUGAAGAGAGAGAGGAAUCUGAGCGCAAUGACGACUCGGCUUCACCGAAGGUUGAGACUGACGACGUCCAGCACACGAAGGGAGAAGCUGGCGACGAGAUCGGGCGCGUCGAGGAAGAUGAGAAGCUGUUGGCCAAUGCCAAGUCUCUUGAGCCUAUGGAGGAGCUCGACGCCAAUCAGGAGAUCAACAGCGUCGCGGUUUACGACAGCAAGCGGGACGUUGGCGAGCCCGAGGCCGUCGGGGCCAAGAUGGACAUCGACAUUGUCGAAGCAAACGAGACCAUCGAAGCCUAUGAGGGGGAGGAAGAGGAGCAUGAGGAGGGGCCGAUGGAGGAGGAUGCCGUGAAGAAGGAGGAUGAUGCCGUGAAGGAGGAGGACUCUGUCGAAACUGACGAGGUCAAGCUUGCGGUCAAAGAGGCGGCUGAAGUGCCUGACGGCUUCAUUGAGUGGGAGGCUGUCUGCGUCACCCUCUACGACUGGAAGACAUGGCCGGAACAGUUCGCCAAGUCGCGCGACCCGGACGAGAAAGCUCUCUACAAGCUGCUCGCGAACGACGUCGCGCCCCAGAUCAUCGAAGUUCUCACUGAGCAGGAGCGCCUCAAGCAGGAGGCUAUCAACAAUCGAAAACGCUCUUCGCGUAUCGCCACCCGCGAGCUCGCGCGUGAAGAGGAGCUGCGCCGCGAUCAGGCACAACGCGAGAUGGAGGAACGCAUGGAGCGCGUGCGACAAGAACAGGCCGCCAAGGAGAAGGCCGAGGCGGAGCAUCUGGCGCGAGAGCAACGCCGCGAGGCGCGCCUAAGGGAGCGUGAAGAGCGACUCGCGAACCGUGACGCGGCCAUCCACGCCCGAGUGGAAGCGGAAACGUUAGAGAGAGAACGCGCCGAGCGGAGGAGAGAGCGUCGCAAGCGCCGUCGCGACGGCGAGGAGGUCGAGUCGUCGUCUGACGAUGGGACAGCCUCGCGUCCUGCCACUCGCGCGCAAACGCCGAGCAGAAGUGCUGCCUCGUCCGUUAAGGAUGGCUCGAACGGCCAGUCAUGGGAAAUGAAGUGCGAGGUGUGCAAGCUGCACGGCUGGAACCUGGCUGACGACGCCGACGCCGUCUGCUGCGACGACUGUGGGCGCUGGCAGCACGUCAAGUGUCACGACCGCCAGGACAUCGCUGCCGGCCGCGGCAUUCGCGACUGGGACCAGGUCGACUUCCGGUGCUCUGAGUGCGACGCCCGCAGCAAGCGACCCCGUGUCUCGGACGUGCGCCAGGACGGGGCCAACGGCACCAUUUGCCAGCAAACGGCAACACAGAAUGGGUCUCAGCGUCGGUCCAGCGCAUCCCAGUACCCGGUGCCCUACCCCAGCAACCCACUUCCCGCGCCUCACUCAUACCAUUCUUCUCAACCGCCCCCGCAUCGGCAAGCUCAAUACCUUCCGUCACAUCCUCCUCAGGCCGCUAAUGGCCACCAACAGCAUCCUACCUACCUUCCCCAAUCGCAUCAGCCACAUCAACUCCAACAUCCGCAAGGCGCGCAUACUUCUCCGCAGGCGAGCUAUCAACCCAUGCCUCAGGUGGCUCAGCCAUAUGCCCAGCACACCGGCAUGCAGCACCCAGGCCACCCUCUGCAGCACCACCAUGUCCAUCCACAGCAACACCCUGGGUAUAGCAUACCCGAGAAUCUCGACCACCAGGCGCCGCAGUACCGACCCGAGCACGUACAGUAUCCGCACGACGUGCGCUACCCAAACCCACGUGCCGACUACACAACCCCCCAGUAUUCCCAGCCACCGCAGCGUCCAGAGUACGCACCGCGCCACGACUAUCACGGUACCAACGGAGGUCAUGCCGCACCCCAGCCGUACUCGUACCCUCACACAUCGCCACCUACACCUCAAUACUCGGGCCAGGCGGCACAGCAGAUGCCGCCGGUCAAGUAUACAGGCGAGAUGGACAAGCGCCACUAG
Cutaneotrichosporon cavernicola is the source of this 3210-nucleotide messenger RNA. RefSeq lists its product as uncharacterized. NCBI's taxonomy places the organism in Eukaryota, Fungi, Basidiomycota, Tremellomycetes, Trichosporonales, Trichosporonaceae. Gene Ontology annotation, biological process: regulation of DNA-templated transcription. The transcript is spliced from 7 exons. The coding region runs from base 1 to 3210 and encodes 1069 amino acids. The record is from RefSeq and is a predicted model, not a curated record. Gene Ontology annotation, cellular component: RSF complex.